CCCAACAGAGCUGGACUACAUUUCCUAAGUACUAGCCUGACCUUAACCCACGUAAUGCCUUAUUGUUAGCAACGUUGUUAGUCCGCACCAAGCUCUAUCACGUGUUGUUUGUGUUAAUGACUUGUGUGGUAAAAAAAUGAAACCACUGUCAGAUGCCACGCAAGUUUGGAAACUUUUAAAUGGGAUAGCUACAAUUUAUAAGCCUGCAGGCGUCAGUUUACACAAUUCAAGGCAAACUAUUCUGAAUCACUUGUGUAGAGAUCUAAACAACUUGAAAGUCCGGCCACCUCGGCGACAUGUAUUCAUUGAAGGUGAAACCAACAAGCCGAUGACCGUGCGAGUAGGUAUAAAUUGGGCGGAUCAUCCACUAGUAGUUGGACCACGUUACCAAACCGAAGACUUCAAAUUAUCUUGGGCCCAUUAUAUUGGCCGUGAUACUUCUGGUGUUGUGGUUAUCGGAAUUAAUGAUGGCUCUGGAACAGUUGUUCGUAUCCGUGAAUCAAGACCCACAAGGUUCUAUAGGGUUAAAGGAAUCCUGGGCCAAGCAACAGACAAUCACUUUUUGUCUGGUAGAAUCGUGGAAAAAGCCACGUAUAAAUCCAUCAAACGAGCAACUAUUGAUGCAAUCUGUGCAGCCACCCAAGCAUCUCACCAAAGAAAAAUGUUUGAAUUAUGCGGAUUAGAUAUACAAUCACAAGCUGCGUAUGAUUUGGCAGUGCAAGGGCCAAUCAGACCAGCCAAUAGCAGAAUUCCAAUGAUUUAUGCUAUUAAAUGUAUAGAGUUCACUCCACCAGAAUUCACUUUGGAAUUAGUCUGCAUCAAUGAGUAUGAAAUGUACCUCAAGACGCUAAUACACGAUAUAGGAAUUCAGCUACAUAGUGUUGCUACUUGCACAAAGAUACAAUGUUUUAAAUACGGAUUAUUUACAUCAGAGCACGCGUUGCUACAAAAACAUUGGGAUGUGCGUAAUAUACUUGCAAACAUGGAACUCUGUCAAACAAUUAUUGACAACAACCAAUAUUUGCUCCACCAAGAUAGUCCAAUAUUAAUAAAACAGAAAAUAGAUGAGUCACUACCUAUUACUAAGGCUGAAUUAUUUCAAUCAACUAACCAUCAAAACUAGCAGCGAUCUAUCCAGUCAAUAAACUCGGAUAUUGAUGUUCAAAACCUAUGUGCCAUGUAAAUACAAAAACAAACAAAGAAUGGAGAAACAUCAUUACGAAAAUAUGACAAAUGAAUUUGAACAAAGGGAUUGGUCAACUAUGCAUCCGUACACAUUUUUAAUUGAUAUGGAUACAACAUUUCUACUCAAAAGAAUUUGUCAAUUCUAUAAAUAAAUUUAAAAUAACAGUA
Athalia rosae (coleseed sawfly) is the source of this 1353-nucleotide messenger RNA. RefSeq names its product pseudouridylate synthase TRUB2, mitochondrial. The record is from RefSeq and is a predicted model, not a curated record. NCBI's taxonomy places the organism in Eukaryota, Metazoa, Arthropoda, Insecta, Hymenoptera, Athaliidae. The transcript is spliced from 5 exons. The coding region runs from base 137 to 1123 and encodes 328 amino acids. Gene Ontology annotation, biological process: RNA processing; pseudouridine synthesis. Gene Ontology annotation, molecular function: RNA binding; pseudouridine synthase activity.